Contarinia nasturtii (swede midge) is the source of this 8101-nucleotide messenger RNA. RefSeq names its product inactive rhomboid protein 1 (gene rho-5). Gene Ontology annotation, biological process: regulation of protein secretion; regulation of epidermal growth factor receptor signaling pathway. The record is from RefSeq and is a predicted model, not a curated record. Lineage: Eukaryota; Metazoa; Arthropoda; Insecta; Diptera; Cecidomyiidae. Gene Ontology annotation, cellular component: endoplasmic reticulum membrane. The transcript has 19 exons. Gene Ontology annotation, molecular function: serine-type endopeptidase activity. The coding region runs from base 1513 to 5823 and encodes 1436 amino acids.
UAUUCUGUAUUGAGUGUGCAAGACAGACUACGAAUGAAGUUUCGUUGACGACAUUUUUUUUACAUAUAUGUAUAUUUUUUUCUUUAUCAAAAAAUAAAAAAAAUUAAAACUGAAUCACAGUAAAAUAGCCCACAAAAAUAAGUGAUAUCAAAAACACAGAAACCAGUGAAAUUUGUUCAGAUUGAACUUGCAAAUCGAAAUCAAUAAAAAUUGCCAAUAAAAAAAAUUGUGUGAAGAUUAAGAUAAAAUAAUCAAACAUGCGUUUAGCUAUUUGAUGUUCUAUUUUUUUUUUGCGUGGAUGAGUUCGCUUUUGUGUUGUGCUUCUCAUUUUUAUACAUACAUAGAUUAUUCAUUUUAUUUUUCGAGGAAACUUCGUAGUUUGUUUGAAUUGUGCCAAUAAGAAAUCGAUGGUGAAAAAAUAUAAUGUUCAUGCAUAGUUGAACAGUUGAAAUUUUGUGUACAGUUUGUGUUUCGUAAAUGGAUCGGUAAUACACAAAGUAUUCAAUUUAAAAAAUAUAUAUCUUAUCAACUGGACCAAAGGCGACGGCACAAUAAAGACAGUGAAGAACAACAGCAACAACAAAAUAAAGUGCACACACUACCACAUCAUAUACGCCAAUAUUGAUACAGUAAAAGGAGAGAGAGAAAGAGUACAUAGGCGCAAAUAAGACAAGUAAAAGGAGCUUUAAAAGCUAAUUCACCUUAUGUGUACGAAAUCUCGUUUAGUGUGUAGGCACAAUCUCAAUAAAUAUCGACGACAAACAGUGAAGUUUCCGAUUUUCAUGUGUUUUGCACUUCUUUUUCGACUAUGUUCAUUAUAAAUCAGUAUCGGAAUUUUUCGAAAGUCAUCAUCGUGAUCUUCAAAUGAAAAGUGAAUCUGUAUCGACAAUUCGGAAUUGGCAAACCGAUUCAUGACACGCACACACGUGACGAUUCAUUUUUGCUUCUUCAAUAACAACAACUGCAAACAACAACAACACAAAAUCAACGAAAUCAAAAUUUGUUAUAUCUAUGAUUAGUUAAAUCCUACGUACACACAUACACACAGGCAAUUCAUUUUCAAUAAAUAUGCAAAGUGAUAAUGUUCAAUAAUUAGAGACGACGACUAGUUGGAAUAUAUAGCUCAAUUCAGUAUCCGCAACUAGCAUCAGUGUGUGUUGCACCAGCAUACUUGAUUCAUCGCUCUUGUUUCAAUUGUUUUUAUUAUUUAUUUGUUUUCUUUUGGUCGAAAUUAAAAGAAAAUAAAACUACCAAUAACGGUGGAGAAAAAAAAAUUUAUCGUGUAAAUUAUCGCAACAGAGUGUGCAUUUUAUGAAAACAAAGACUCAUAUGUACCAUAAAAUAACAUAAAACAUCGAAAGCGCCCGCACAACACACAUAUACAAUAAAUAACGAAUGAUGAUGUGAACGCUAAAAUAAAAGAAACACCGUAAAGUACACGUCUAAGGGAUAUACAAAAACGGGAAAAAAAAUUGUAAAUUGGACUUGGAAUCGGAAAAGUCCAUCAGCUGAAUGUCUUCGCAAUUGUCGCCAAAGAAAUUGCAUCAUCAUCAACCGUUAUCGAUUCACAACGGAAAUGUGAACCAAUGCCAUGAUCUACAAAAUACGAGCAAUAAUCACCAUCUGGGUAUUACAUCCACAUCGACACAAACGAAUAAUUGCUGUGACAUAAAUGGUGUGAUCAACGGUGGUACCAUCAAACGGCGCAAAUCAAAGGAUAUUCAGAUCACAAAUAAAUCAAUACAAAGCAUCGAUGGCAACUUUUCCGAUCAGCCACAUUCAAAUGAUGACGACAGUUGCAGCACCACAAGCCAUAUACUACCCGCAAAUUCCUCGCCAACAACACACACAUUAAACAAUCAAAUUAAGUCACCGAACAGUACAACACUGAACGGCUAUCACUCAUACAGCUUAGCAAAUAAUAGCAAUUAUGCACAAUCAAUCGACCAAAAUGCAUCUGUUUCAAAUUAUCGACGCAAUUGUAAUGUUCCGGUGGCAUUUUUUGAUCCACCACCAUCUGGUACACCAAACCGAUUAUCGAUUCAUCAUCCAGCAUCUGAUAUUUAUGAUCCCGAAAUUACAACGUGCUGUUUACCGCCACCAUCACCAGCACCAAAUAGCGAUCGAUUUAUUGGAAUUCCACCACAACAUCAUCAACAGCAUCAUCAAACUCAUCAGCAAUCGCAACUCAGAUAUAAAAAUUCGAUACCGGAUCGCUACCGAGACGUUGCAUCGAAAUGUGAUAGAUAUUUGCCGCCGCCACAUUAUUUAGCGAGUGGUGCGCCGUUGGUAUCGAAUGGUGGUAGUUUGAAUAACAAUGUCAUUGAUUCAAAUUCAGUGAAUAUGUAUGGAAAUGUGGUGAAUCGCGGUUUAGUUGGCAAUACAAAUAAUUCAAUUGUGACAAAUUCAACGGACACUUAUCUAAGCGGUUAUUUAUCAUCAACCGUACAUACACCGGUUAAACGUUACAUUCCAAGCACAAAUACGAUCGCAACAGACAUUUAUUCCGAUUCAACGGUUGUUUUGCCUCAUCAUCAACAGACACCACGAAAUUCAUCACAAUCAAAUUGCAAUACUCUUACAUCAUCUUAUCGUUAUCGCAUGAAAUGCUGCCCAAAUCUUGAGAAUAUAGAAAAUUCAAAUGCAUUCGCAACGACGCCUCGGGCUCGUCAAUUGAAUUCAACUAAACUGUCAAUGUCAGCAACGGCUUCCCCAAAAUCAUUAGUACCAUCGGUAUCAUCCACAUCGACAUUGUCUUUGAGCAGCGGAAAAAGUGGUUCAUCCAGUGUUCGAUCAUCCGUUCGAAAUGUUUAUGAACAGAAAUGCGAUUUUUCUAACUAUUUUCAACAGUCAAUGAAUCAACAAAAUGCCAUUAUAAACAGUAAUCAUCAUCCACAGCAAUCGCAAGCAUCACAUAGUCAAGUUGAAUCGCAGGAAUUAGUGCAUACCAAUGUACCAUUUGAACAUCAUCAUCAUCAUACUUUGAACGCUGCUAAUUCAUACGUUUCAGCAAUAAUACCAUCAAAUUCAAUGAAUAAUUCAGCACAAAAUACAGGCAAUGGAACAUGUUUGCAUUGCAAUACGAUGCGACGCACAACUGGUGUUCAUCAAACAACCCAAACUGGGCCAGUUAGCCCAAUUCCACAGAAUAUCAAUAACAAAACCGUUUUCUUGGGCUUCUCAGACAAUGGCGAUUUCGAUAAAACGUCAUCCAAUUCAGCUGGUCUUCGACAGGUACAACUGCAACAGCAGCAGCAACAUCACCAUCAGCAGCAGCAGCAGCAGCAACAACAACCGCAGCCACAAACGAUGCAACAAUCAUUCAACAGAGAUGGAGCUCAACAAAUGCAAAUCCAGCAGCAACAUCAACAUCAACAGCAACAAAUUACGGCACAACAAUCUCAGUCACAAUUAGAGUCACAAGAGAGCUUAGUUCAAUCCCAGCUUGCCGAUGAAUCUGAUCAAGUACCUCAUUCAUCACGCAAGCAAAAGAUUAAACAGUAUGUAAAACGGGAGAUAGCCAAAUUUUUCGGUGUCGAUGUGGCGAGCGAGGAGCGUGAACGUGUUAAAUGGUCAGAGCGACAGAAGAGGCUGGCAUUACGUCGAUUUGGUUCAUUAAAACAGAUUCAAAUCGAAGAGCGUCGUGAUCGUCAGCAAAGCGAUCGUCCGGAUAUAUUGCCGGUGGAUCAUGUAUCGGCAUCACAUCAUUAUUACGAUCGUGACAAUGUGAAUGUAAUUAAUCGAAAUAGUGGCAAUAAUAUUGUGCGUCGUCAUAAUUUAGACGAUGAAAUUGACAUCGAUGACGAUGAUGAAUUGGAAGACGAUGCUGCGAUUGUGAAUCAACACUUAAUAAUCGAACGAAAGGCAGCUGUAACAUCAUUACUUUGGCUGGGAUUACAAUAUGCAAUUCAAGCUUGCACAAAGAAAGUACCACGAAAUGAACGUCAAUGGUCACGUAGCUUUGCACCGCACUAUUUGAAUAAUUCAUUUAACGGACAACAGCAACAACAACAGCCGUUGCCACCAUCGCAACAACAUCAUCACCAUCAUCAACCACAGCAUACGGCCCAUUCAAGUGACUUAUCGCAAUCAAACGAAUUGGAUUUUAGUGGGAAUGAUGCAUUUGAUGGUGUUUCAAUGCCAAAUCUUCAGGAAAAUGAACUUUUCUUUGAUUCAACCAAUACUGGUUCACCAAAUCCAAAUUCAGUCAAUAGUUCACUACAUCGUGGCACACGAAUUUCAUCACAAUUAUUAGAUGGUGUACAAGACAAUUCGCGUCGGCCCACACAAAAGAAAUUGAAAUUAUUACAUGUUCAUCAAUUGGAUGAUCGAUAUGAUCAUCGGCCGUAUUUUACCUAUUGGAUAAAUACCGUACAAGUAUUGGUACUAUGUCUAACGCUCAUUUGUUAUGGCUUUGGACCGGUUGGCAUUGGUAUGGAAAAGAAAAAUGGCCAAGUGCUGGUAACUAGUUUGAGUUUACAACAAGUACAACAUCAAGAGCCACGUAACAUAUGGAUUGGACCGCGUGGCGAUGAUUUAGUUCAUUUGGGUGCAAAAUUUUCCGCAUGCAUGAGAAAGGAUCUGAAAAUAAUGGAUGUUAUGGCGAAAACAAGACGACAAGAACGUGAAACAGCAUGUUGCAUACGAAACGAUGAUUCGGGUUGCGUGCAAAGUUCACAAGCUGAUUGCAGUGUCAGAGGUCUUUAUCCAACGAAAUCGAUUUCAACGUGGAAAAAAUGGAGUCCGGGAGAAUCGGGACCGGGUGGUCGCAUAUCAGGUUCAGUAUGCGGUUUAGAUCCAAAAUAUUGUGAUGCGCCCGCUUCAAUAGCACCAUACGAAUGGCCUGAUGACAUAACGAAAUGGCCGAUAUGCCGAAAAACUAAUUCAUUUUCACAAAGAUUUCGUUACAAAGAUCACACAGCUGAGCAUAUGGUUUGCGAGGUAAUUGGUCAUCCGUGUUGUAUCAGUGUUUACGGUGAAUGCCGAAUCACGACACGAGAAUUCUGUGACUUUGUCAAUGGCUAUUUUCACGAGGAAGCGUCUUUGUGUUCACAGGUUUCGUGUUUGAACGACAUUUGCGGAAUGUUUCCAUUUAUAUCGCCCGAUGCACCUGAUCAAUUUUACCGUUUGUUUACGUCGCUGUGCUUACAUGCCGGUAUCAUACAUUUAGUUAUCACCGUUGCCUUUCAGCACAUUUUUUUGACCGAUUUGGAGCGUUUGCUGGGACCGAUACGAACAGCCAUACUGUAUGUUGGUAGUGGUGUAGGUGGAAAUCUAAUUAGCGCAAUAUUUUUGCCGUAUAAACCAGAAGUUGGUCCGUUAGCAUCGAUAGCCGGCGUUGUUUCUUCUAUGGCUGUGCUAUUAAUUAUGAUCCAUUGGAAACAAUUGAAACGGCCGCACAUGGCACUUAUGAAAUUGAUCUUUUUGGCAGUGUGCAUAUUUGCAAUUGGUACAUUACCAUGGCAACAGCACAUUGUUGGUUUAAUAGGUGGAAUAUUGUGCGGCACCGUUCUUACAAUAACAAUGGUGCCAUUCUUAAGCAUUACUACAAAAUAUGGACGCAAGGCAAAGAUCAAAUUGGUGUGGACGUGUAUUUUGCUGCAUGUUGCAAUCUAUGCGACGUUAUUCAUAUUGUUUUAUCUAUGUCCAAUGGCGAUUUCAACGAUUGGAUUAUGGGGUAGCGAUGCGGAUGAGAGUGCAAUUGGCGGUGGUUAUAGUGUUGGUGGCAAUAUUGUCGCAUGUGAUAAUAACAAGGGAAUGCAGUGCGGUGGAACGAGUAAUAAUGCACCCGGCGGGAUUGUUCGUAGCGCUAUCAAUAUCUGAUAUGGUUUAAUGUAUUAACAAAACAAAAUUUAAUUAUAAUGACAUUUAAAGAAGAAGAAGAGAAAAAAACAAAACCUCAAAAUCAUUCAUUCAACCAAAUUUCAAAAGAAAAUUCACUAAAAUCAAUAAUACAGAUCAGUUUCGUUAACUCUGCAAAACAAUUGGAGUGAAUGUCUUGAAAUUUGAAACCAGGAACGUAUGCUGCACAUUUCAAGAAAUUUACUUCUUUUAUUUGAAAAAAGGUUUUUUCUGGCCUGAGUUUUGAAGAACUUGAGUUUUUAUGGCCAGUGAAUGACACAUAUGUAUAAGAACCGGGACGAAAGAAGCGAUAAUACUCGAAAAAAAAAUUCAAGAAAUUGUCCCCGGUAUUAACCAAUUGUUCAAGUUACUUCAAGUAUUUACAAUGCUUUCCAUUUAAAAUUCAACUUGGGUCACUUUGGUUGAGAGAAAUGUGCACAUGUUUGCAAUAAAAUCGAUCGCGAGCACUCCAAAUGUUUGACAGAAGUAAUGAAUAUGAUAAUGCACACACUCACACACUAAAUGUUUUUUUGUAAAUACAUUUCGAAUGGCAUGAGCCGUUCCAUUUUAUGAAUGCGACAAGCAGACAAAACAAUUGUAUAGGACAAAAGGAAAACAAUAUGAAAAAAGUAAUAAACAGAACACAGAGAGAACAUAAACAUAAAAGUGACAAAAAAGGGAUAAAACAAACACACUUACACGUCAAAAGAGCUAUAUUUUGGUGAAAAUGAUUGAUUUAACAAAAAAAAAGAAAACGAAAGAGAGGAAGAGAGUAGUAGAUAAAUUCUUGUAGGUUUACAACGGAAAGAAAACAUCUAAUGCUCGCUGAUUCUGUUUUCAGUAAAUGAAGAAAAUGGUAAUAUAUGCAAUCAUAGCACACAAACAUACAGCAUCAUGUUAAUCGUGUGUGUGCACAUUUUGCGUCAACAGAAAUGGCUAUACAUAUAAAAAUAAAAAAAAUAUUAUUAGGUGAGGUAUACAAAAAAAAAUUGCAUUUAAAACAACCCACACACACACGAUAUUGAAUGGAAGUAAAAUAAGGACAAUGGGCAACAGCAGCAACAUUAAAUUCAUAUGUUAAUCUAUUAAUAUGAAGAAAUGAAUAAAUACCAAAAAAAUGAAUGAUUAUAUUUCUAAUAAGGAGAGAAAGCAUAUACAACUAACAUUGAUGUAACACAAAAUGAAGAUUAAUAAACAUUAAGUGAGAGUCGGAAACAAUCUAAAUGGAAGAUAUAAUUUAAACGGACACAGACAUACAAACACAAAAAAAACCCUUUAGAUGUAGGACAACAAAUACGAAAAACCAAUUUCCGUAAACCAUACAUUUCAUUGCUAUUCUUGUUUUUCGUAUGUGAAUGCGCCAGAAAGUAAAAAACCAAAACAUAUAUAAUAAUUAUGUCUGCAGUCAAUAAAUCGUGUGUUUCCUUGAUAACCAAACAUUAACAACCACAACCACAUAAGUUAAUAAUUUAAUUAACUCGUCUUACAGAAUGAAAAAAAAAUGAAAUCACUUUUAUUCUGUUUUAUGUUUAAAUUUUGUUAAAAAAAAGAAUACUUAUUUAGUGUAUAGAAUAAUUGCAUUCCGCGAGAUGAAAGACGAACUGUGGCGUCCGAUAAACGGUGUCACUGUAUAACUUCACUGAGAUAAUUAAAUGAUUGUUUUCACUGCCAAAAAAAAACAGAAACACCUUAACAUAAUACGCGAACGAUAUAUCAUCAUCAAUCACACCAACCAUUAUCGAUGAUAGAAUUAUCACCGAACCACAUCAGUCGAUUCGUUCUCGAUGUGUUUAAAAAGUUCAAAUGUGCAAUAUUUUGAUUUGCAAUCCAAUAUUUUAAAUAGAGACAAAAAAGAUAAAUAUUAUCAGUUUGUCAGCGAAUGCUGCAACAAGCACUCACUUGUUAUUCAUCAAAUUUUAAACUGAUCGAAUUAUGAAAAAUAAAGAUAUGAUUAUUUCAAGAUUUUUUUUUUUUCGUUCUUUGUUUUAAAUAAACAAUUUGUUUGCAUUAAUUAAAUAAUUUAAAGAAAAUAAAAGACAAACAAAUAAAAGUCUAGCAAAAUAUUAACGGAAUGAAACAUUUGCGAAGCGCAAAACUAUUUGCUAGCUUGGAAAAGAUGAAAACAAAUUCGAGACAUUCAUAAAUACACGCCAAACGGAUGCAAUUUCAUUCAGUUUUCUUCUCACAUUUUCUUUACGUACAUCUUUAAAAAAAUAAUAAUUUUUGAAUUCAAGUUUAUUUGAAAUGAAUUUAAAGCCCA